AUGGUCCAGCUUCUCAACAUCGCCGCCGCCGGCCUCGCCCUGGCCGCUCCCUUCGCCGCUGCUGUUGGCCGCGCCCGCGUCUUCAACAACUGCGACACCACCGUCUACCUCUGGUCCGUCGGCGCCAGCGUCUCCAACGCCUGGGGCAUCGACCCCAAGACCGAGUACAGCGAGGAGUUCGUCAAGGACCCCGUCACCGGCGGCAAGGCCCUCAAGAUCACGCGCGUGCCCAACGGCCUCUACAACGGCGCGCCGCAGACCAUCUUCGCCUACAGCCUCGACAACGCCCAGGUCUGGUACGACCUCAGCGACACCUUUGGCGACGCCUUUGCCGGCAGCAAGCUCGUCGAGGCCUCGGCCAACCAGAACUGCCCGGCCAUCGUCUGGGACAACGGCGUCCCACCCGCGGGUAGCCAGGUCAAGACCUGCACUGCCGACGCCGACGUCACCCUCACCCUGUGCGCUGCUUAG
Thyridium curvatum is the source of this 471-nucleotide messenger RNA. RefSeq lists its product as uncharacterized. The transcript has a single exon. Bases 1 to 471 code for a protein of 156 amino acids. The record is from RefSeq and is a predicted model, not a curated record. Lineage: Eukaryota; Fungi; Ascomycota; Sordariomycetes; Thyridiales; Thyridiaceae.